This is a messenger RNA of Strongyloides ratti, 1044 nucleotides long. Its product is annotated as NAD(P)-binding domain-containing protein. The record is from RefSeq and is a predicted model, not a curated record. Bases 1 to 1044 code for a protein of 347 amino acids. NCBI's taxonomy places the organism in Eukaryota, Metazoa, Nematoda, Chromadorea, Rhabditida, Strongyloididae. The transcript is spliced from 3 exons.
AUGGAUAAUGUUGAAAAUAUUUGCAUUUUUGGAUACAAUAACUUUAUUGGACAACGCCUAGAAUUGGAAAUUAAAGAAAAUCAUCCUGCAAUUAAUAUUAAACUUUGGCAACCUAAUAAACCAUCUGAUGAAAAUAGUAAUUGUAAAGAAAAUUGUCAGUUGGUUUACAAUGUUGUUGAUUACAAAGAUUGGAGUAUCAAACCAAAUAAGAAAAUGUUAGAAUAUUUUAAUGAAACAAUUCCUGAAAUUUUAGCUAAUGAAUGUGAAAAUGUUGAAGGUAUAAGUAUUGUUCAUCUAUCGUCAACGUUAUCACAAGCCUCCUCUGUAUGGCCAACAUUAAUGGAAAAGGAGAAAAAUAUUGAUGAAUUAAAAUUAAAUAAUAUUCCUUUUAGAGAUUAUACUAUUUCAAAAAUUAAUGGUGAAAAAAAGAUUCUUAAUCAUUCUUCUUCAAUACCUGUACUUAUUUUAAGAUCACCACCAUGUUAUGGAGAAGGUGACACAUCAUCAGUCGUCAUUGACUCAAUAAAGAUUCUUAGAAAAUAUGGUUGUCUUCCAAAAAUGUCAAAGGAUAAUGGAAGUUUUGAAAUGUGUUACAUAGGAAAUAUAACAAAUGCCAUGGUUACUUGUGGUGAAGAAUUAUUAAAUGGUAACAUUGUAGGUGAGGUUGUCAUUCUUGGAGAUGAUACAUUAACAAAAAACAUCAGAGAAUCUGUCAUCGAUAAAGUUCUAGAAGAUGGUAACAAUGAAAUUCCUUCAAGUUCAUUACCACUAACUGGAUUGUUUUUUGUUAUUUCAUAUUUCUUGUUGGUUGUUUUUAUUCGACUACUAGGUUUGUCAAAUUUUUUCAAAAUGUUACCAGAUUACAAUUACUUUGUUCUUCAUUAUCGUAACUGGGUUGUUUAUGACAAAUAUAAACUUAUGUAUUUUAUUGGUUGGAAACCUAAAUAUUCAAGAGAAGAAGCUUUUAAACGUUCAUCUAUUUACUAUAAAAGUCUUUUUGAUAAUGAAAAUCUUCAUUUCUCGUGGAUACCAUAUAAAAAUUAA